Molecule: messenger RNA, 3497 nt
Organism: Hypanus sabinus (Atlantic stingray)
Lineage: Eukaryota; Metazoa; Chordata; Chondrichthyes; Myliobatiformes; Dasyatidae
Gene: galnt13
Product: UDP-N-acetyl-alpha-D-galactosamine:polypeptide N-acetylgalactosaminyltransferase 13
Exons: 12
Coding region: 599-2269 (556 amino acids)
Cellular component (GO): Golgi apparatus
Source: RefSeq, a predicted model, not a curated record
UUCCCGCGGCAUUGUUGUGAAUGACGGCUGCCGCGGAGUCGAGCUGCGGGCCGGCGAGAGCUGGGUGGUGCGCCCGGCAACUGGCACCUGGAGUCCGAGGCGGCGCUCGGUGACUUUCACUCGCCUGCAAUCAACAGCAGCCACCCCCCAUUAAACACACACACUCAACAUGCAUAUGAGCAGCGAGGGUCCAGGUCAAACUAAAGAGGAAAGUGAUGGCGGAGCCGCAGAAUUGAGUUCCUAGUCGCGAAACCACAGGCGCGCAGUUGCAGCAGAAUAACAGGAGCAUCUCUGGUCACCUUAAUUACUGUUACACUUUUGCAAGUCUGCACUGGGUUUAUUUUUAAACUAUAAUUGUCUUAUAAGUGCUUGUGACAAGCGAUUCGUGUCCGCUUAAAGGGUCGAGAAUGCAACAAGUUGAUUGGAGCAAGGAGCCCAGCAUUCGCCUUUAUUAUGUUAUCAGCCUUCAGCAUGUUCUCUCAGCUAAUGGGAUUCCUCAUAUGGCCACCUUCCAUUUCACACUGUGAUCUCUCUAGCUGAGGAAGCAAGGCUACAUACUUCAUGAUUGCUGGGAUUCACAGAGAAGAGACAAUUAAUUAUGCGAAGAUUACUUUGUUGCAAGGUGGUCUUGGCCACAUCUUUGAUCUGGGUGCUUCUGGAUGUCAUCUUACUGCUCUACUUCAGUGACUGCAAUAAGUGUGAUGAUAAGAAAGAUCGAUCUCUCUUGCCUGCCCUGAGAGCUGUCAUUUCCAGAGCUCAAGAAGGUCCAGGUGAAAUGGGAAAGGCUGUCCAUAUUCCUAAAGAAGAUCAGGAGAAAAUGAGGGAUUUGUUCAAAAUCAAUCAGUUUAAUCUCAUGGCUAGUGACAUGAUUGCACUGAAUAGAACUCUUCCAGAUGUGAGAUUGGAAGGAUGCAAGACAAAGGUCUAUCAAGAUGAUCUUCCAGACACAAGUGUUGUCAUUGUUUUUCAUAAUGAAGCCUGGAGUACUCUGCUUCGUACGGUUCACAGUGUAAUUAUUCGUUCCCCAAAGAAUGUCCUUGCGGAGGUUAUUCUUGUGGAUGAUGACAGUGAGAGAGAUUUUUUGAAGAAACCUUUGGAGAGUUACGUUAAGAAUUUGCAAGUUCCAGUGAAGAUCAUUAGGAUGGAACAACGAUCGGGAUUGAUUCGUGCCAGGCUUCGGGGCGCAGCUGCUUCGAAAGGCCAGGUCAUCACUUUUCUGGAUGCACACUGUGAAUGCACUGUUGGUUGGCUUGAGCCGCUACUAGCAAGAAUAAAAGAAAACAGAAAAACUGUGGUUUGCCCAAUUAUCGACGUAAUUAGUGAUGAUACCUUUGAAUACAUGGCUGGUUCUGAUAUGACAUAUGGUGGAUUUAACUGGAAAUUGAACUUCCGCUGGUAUCCUGUCCCUCAGAGAGAAAUGGACCGCAGAAAAGGGGACAGAACAAUUUCUGUUCGGACACCAACCAUGGCAGGAGGCUUGUUUGCAAUAGACAGGAACUACUUUGAAGAAAUUGGAACUUAUGAUGCAGGAAUGGAUAUAUGGGGUGGAGAGAAUCUGGAGAUGUCAUUUAGGAUCUGGCAGUGCGGUGGUUCCCUGGAAAUUAUUACGUGUUCUCAUGUUGGGCACGUGUUCCGUAAGGCAACUCCAUAUACAUUUCCUGGUGGUACAGGGCAUGUAAUUAACAAGAACAAUCGUCGACUGGCAGAGGUCUGGAUGGAUGACUUCAAAUACUUCUUUUACAUUAUAUCUCCAGGUGUUGUUAAAGUGGAUUACGGAGACGUGUCAGCCAGAAAACAACUAAGAGAAAGACUGAAGUGUAAAUCUUUCUCGUGGUACUUGGAAAAUAUUUAUCCUGAUUCCCAGAUCCCAAGGCAUUACUACCUACUUGGUGAGAUUAGGAAUGUCGUUACAAACCAGUGCCUCGAUAACAUGGGACGGAAGGAGAAUGAAAAGGUUGGCAUCUUCAAUUGCCACGGCAUGGGGGGAAACCAGGUAUUCUCCUAUACAGCAGACAAAGAGAUCAGGACGGACGAUCUGUGUCUGGAUGUGUCCAGGCUUAAUGGCCCAGUUGUAAUGCUUAAGUGUCAUCACAUGAGAGGGAACCAGUUGUGGGAAUAUGAUAUACAGAGACUUACACUACGGCAUGUAAAUAGUAACCAGUGUCUGGAUGAGCCAUCUGAGGAAGAUAAAAUGGUUCCUACCAUGAGGGACUGCAGUGGAAUCCGAUCCCAGCAGUGGCUGCUCCACAACAUGACCCUGAGUGUUUGAGGAUGGAAGAAGCUCCGUGGAUCAAUUCCAUUGGCGUUCCAGCUUUUAAUACAAAAUCCACAAUGAACUCCUGACUGUUGAUGGUCCUGAGUGACUAAAACAAAUUUUGGAAGCUUUUUGACUGAGUGGUUGAAAGCCUAUUAGGCAUUGCUCAUAUCUCAAUAUGGCAUGUCAUGUGCCCACACUUAAAUUGCAUUUACUUUGGGAGAAAGCACAUUGCAGUCUAUAAAUAGCAUGAUGCGUGCUGUUGCUAAUACUAUAAAACACUUGAAAUGAAUCAGUUGACUUAAAUCCUCGGUCUUCUAAGGAAAUGCACUGAAAAUCAGAUUACCCAAUAAUGUCAUUACAGAUUCACCCGGGAACGACUAUGUGGUCAGAUGCCUUAAAAAUAAUAGUUCAAAUAAAUUAAACGUAUUUUUGAGAGCAAAACUGAAAUCUAAUUACUGUUAAAAUGUUUGAAUCAAUCCUUAAAUUAAGUCAACAUCUUGUUUGCUACUUUGCUUACACUACGGAUUUAUUGUGACAAUACAUUAUCAAGAAAUAUAACAAUAUCAUGGUGAUUUAACAAAAGGGAGAGUUGUUACAAUUCACAGUCCAUUGCUGAACUUAUCAAAUAUUCAAAGUAGUGUAGAAAACAGUUCAAAUUGCAUCUCAAUAUCAAUUAAAUAUCAGAAACUACUUACUGAGAAUAUUCAAACAUCAGAGCAUAGAUUAUUGGAUGAGAAAAUAUCAGAAUAUAUCAUUGACGGUUUUAUAUUUUUAAGCGAGAUCCCUAUUUGGAGGUUGUAAAUGUUAGCAUUUACCAACAAUUUUUAACAUUUAAUUUUGAAAUAACGUAAGAAUUUUAGAUGAAUAAAAUGUUAUAAAAGUGAAUACUGAUGGGUCGACAUACUGCAGAUAUUUUAAGUGACAUUAUUAGCAAUAGAUAUUAAGUGAAAUAAUCCUUAUUUUGUUUGAUGCUACUUUAAGUCUAAAUUUGGGAUGUUUAUGAUGUAACUGGCUUCAUCUUUGUUUAGAGUUGGUUGAAAACAAAGGGCAUAAUGCUGCUUCAAGCUAUAAAGCAUGAGUAAACCCACUUAGUACCACACCACAACUAGGAAAACCUGGCCAGUAUUCAUAACAUGGUUGCUUCUUCGGGAAUAUGCUCAAGAUGCUGUUGCAUACUUUGCUGUAAAUUAAGCUAUUUGUACAUUUUUUUGUAGAAAUUAAAUUAUAUGAAAAAUCAAAA